This is a messenger RNA of Talaromyces stipitatus ATCC 10500, 868 nucleotides long. Its product is annotated as translation initiation factor eIF4E, putative. Gene Ontology annotation, molecular function: RNA 7-methylguanosine cap binding; translation initiation factor activity. The transcript has 2 exons. Bases 1 to 747 code for a protein of 248 amino acids. Gene Ontology annotation, biological process: translational initiation. Gene Ontology annotation, cellular component: eukaryotic translation initiation factor 4F complex. NCBI's taxonomy places the organism in Eukaryota, Fungi, Ascomycota, Eurotiomycetes, Eurotiales, Trichocomaceae. The record is from RefSeq and is a predicted model, not a curated record.
AUGUCCAAACCAAUGAUACAAGUCAACAAUGGCCAAAAUGAGCUUCAAAUUUCCGAAGAAUCGACAUCAAACACGAGGAGAACACUACACCAGAACAUAUUCGGCAAACUACGCCCUGUUCCUCUCCAAUAUCACUGGACAGUUUGGUUCGACAAGCACAGUAACCCAGAGAGCAGUACUAGUGUUGCCCUCACAAACAGCAGCAGCAUACAGACGCAACAACAGUAUACCUCACGCCUUACAGUGCUCUAUGAAGACAUUUCUGACAUUGCCGUCUUUUACCGAGUCUACAACAACUUCCCUUGGGAUAAAAUCCGGCUCCGGGACACGGUGCACAUAUUCCGCAAGGGCGUGAAACCGGUAUGGGAAGAUUCCGAGAAUCUGAGUGGUGGAUGUUGGACAUUUCGCGUACCGAAAGCCAAGGGACAAGAGUUUUUCCAUGAGAUUGCAAUCUUGGUUAUGGGCAAUGAGUUACAGGCAGCUGUGGAAAGUGAGCACGAUCAUAUCCUUGGAGUCAGCAUCUCGAUACGUUUCAAUACUCAUUUGAUAUCAGUCUGGAAUAAGCUUGGUUCCAAUGAACGUUCAAUCAAAAUAUUGGAGCAGACUAUCAUUGAUCGAUUGUCACCAGAACUAAGGCCUGCUGAUAAGACUGUUGUAUCUUCUUCUUCCUAUUUUUACAAGAGACAUGCAGACCAUGAAGGGUUCCGUGGGGCAAUUGAAAGAGCUCGGAGCUCUGAAGAGGAAUAGCCUACCUUAGGUAUGUAUUGUAGGAAGAGUUUUUGCUCCUAUUUCUUUGUUCAAACACAAAAUUGAUUGUUGAAUAUGAGUCAUUUGCCAAGUUAGUGAAAUUUUGUGAAUAUGCCUGAUG